CGGGAGGUUAUAAAAGCACCCACGCUGUAGUUUUCCAGUCACCUUCCACGCACAAAUUAUCCGGCGAAUAUCCCUUUUGACUGCCCUCAGCGGCCGUUGGAGCAGUGGGUCAAACAACGACGCUAACACUGGAGCUAUAAACAUUAACCACGGGGGCUCCCGUUUAACAACGCCACAGCAAGCCUACCAGCCAGCGCAGUGUCAUCACUUGUGACUCUCUCUGAAACGACUCGGUUUCGGAGAAGUGCAAAUUGAUACACCGCUAAAUAAAACCACUGCCGCCGCACAUCCUCCAGGGAACAAAAUCCCCCAAAUCAAAGCAAAAAUGGUGCAAAAUAAGAUUACCGAAGUCACUGGAUUCCACCGCUCUUUCAAGGGCCAAAAUCCAUUCGAAUUGGAGGACUUCACCAAGAAUGGGUCCCAUCACAUUGAUUCUUCCUUUAAUUUUGGUUCCGCCCCAAGACAUGACAUGCCUUCAAGCCAGCCUAUUGACAUUCCUGAUGCCAAGAAGAGAAACAAGAAGAAAAAGCGCUGCCGAGCAACGGACAGUUUCUCUGGACGAUUCGAGGAUGUCUACAGACUCCAAGAAGAAGUAUUAGGAGAGGGAGCGUAUGCCAGAGUGCAGGCUUGCAUCAGCCUGAUCACCAACAAAGAAUAUGCUGUCAAGAUGAUUGAAAAAGGACCAGGUCACAGCCGCAGUCGUGUCUUCCGUGAGGUUGAGAUGCUUUACCAGUGCCAGGGUCACAGGAAUAUUCUGGAACUGGUGGAGUUCUUUGAAGAGGAAGACAAAUUCUACCUGGUGUUUGAAAAGCUUAGAGGAGGGUCAGUCUUGGAGCAAAUUCACAAGAGGCAGCACUUCAGCGAGCAGGAAGCCAGUGUUAUUGUGCAUGACAUCGCCAGUGCUCUAGAUUUCCUCCAUAACAAAGGAAUGGCCCACCGAGAUCUGAAACCUGAAAACAUUCUCUGUGAGAGUGCAGACAAGAUUUCUCCAGUCAAGAUCUGUGACUUUGACUUGGGCAGUGGGAUCAAACUGAACAGUGACAGCUCGCCCAUCUCUACUCCCGAACUCCUCACCCCUUGUGGCUCAGCAGAGUACAUGGCACCUGAAGUAGUCGAAGCCUUCAGUGAAGAGGCUACAAUAUAUGACAAACGCUGCGACCUUUGGAGCCUCGGGGUCAUCCUCUACAUCAUGCUGAGCGGUUAUCCUCCCUUUGUGGGCCGAUGUGGCGGCGACUGCGGAUGGGAACUGGGAGAACCCUGUCACACCUGCCAGAACACUUUGUUUGAAAGUAUCCAGGAAGGAAAAUACGAGUUCCCAGAGAAGGACUGGGCUCACAUCUCCUCAAGUGCCAAAGACCUGAUAUCCAAACUUUUGGUUCGGGAUGCCAAAAAACGACUGAGUGCCAGCCAGGUGCUGCAGCACCCCUGGGUGCAAGGGGGAGCAUCUGACAUUUUAUCAACAUCCAUCAUCCAUCAGAGGAACAGCAGUGCCAUGGAUUUAACAUUCUUUGCUGACAAGGCUAUGGCUGUAAACCGGCAGCUAGCCGAACAGGACGGCAUGGAGGAGCAGCAGCAGCAGGAAGUCCCGCUGGUCGUAGCUGCUAGCGGCUCCUCCAUGCGCCUGUCACCUCCAUCCAACUCCAAGCUGGCCCGGCGCAGGCAGCGCAGCAGCCAGCUAAAGAGCGGCCCCGUCUCCGCUGCAGAGCUCUGCCAGCUCCUGGCUCCUCUCGUCAUCGUGGGAGACUGCGCUUGAACCGUUUCAUCCUGGAGUUCCUGAAACCUCAUUUACAAGGAUUUUCCAGGCUGGACUGCUCUGAUUCCCCCCAACCCCCUCCUCCCCAGUUUUGGCUCCUCCCUCUUUUUCCUCUCAAUCCGGCUUUGGUCCCGACCUGUGAAGACGGACGGCGCUUCCAGCCAUCCCUCUAAAUAAUGCCUUCUACCUUUAUGCAGCACUUCUGAAGCACAACUACACAGGGCCUGCAUAAUGGCACAUUCAGGUUGGGGAGGAGGGCCAGUUCAUGUUUUGGGAUAGUAUUUUAUUUUAUUUUUUCUCCUUCAUAUGACUCGGUUUAUAAGUCAGAACUUUAAGCUCAGACACCAAAGGACAACCUGUUGUGCUGCUCCCAUGUUACAACUGGAUCCACUGUGAAUUAAGUUAUCUGGAAUGUUCUCUUUGCCUGUAUGUACACGCAUGAGCGGCCCAUUUGCUGAAACAUACAAGCUUAUGCAAUAUGCCAAUAUGAAGGCUGUUCUGUCUGAAAAGGAUUCUGUAUCGGAGAGGCUGAACGGGCUGGAAGCCACUUCCUGUCUGUGCCUGGUGCAGCCCGUUCUGUGGUUAGACUGCUCAGAUUUAUUUUUUUCCCUCUCCAUUCUCUCAUUUGAGCUUCUGGAGCAUGCACUCAUCAGCCUGGUGGCCAUGCACUUAAUGCUUUAAGAGCAAAGAAUGUUAAUCGGUCCCUUUUCUGUCCAUAAUCCAUAAUGUGAUCUGGCCAUACAUGCCAAAUUAUCAGCAGCACUUCUUAUUGGAGACAUUCAGACCAGGUCUGAUGGUAUAAAAGUUGACAGUUUGCUAGUGCCUGACCACCCAGUACAGACUUUUAGCUUGUAUUACUGGUAUGUUGGUUCAGGCUAAUUUCAGAUUCUCUUAAAUGGCUUAGCAAGUGAAACUGGGUCAGUGUUACUUUCAGUGUAAGGAAUCCACGUGUCCUUUUUUUUUCUUUUCUUUUUUUUCUUUUUUUUUUUUUUUUUCUACAAACAGAUUUUGUAUAUAUAUUUUUUUUUUCUGAUGAAAUUGUGCAUUUGAUAUUUAACCUUAAAUAUUUUGCAAGUAAAGGUUAGAACUCCUUUAAGGGGUUUGAAAAAGCACAUGGCCACUGUGAGCAGACUAUCUUUUUGUUGUUUUUGUUUUACCCCCAUAAGAUGCAUCUGAAAUUUCAACCUUUUUUUUUUUUUCUUCUUUUUUGGGGGGGGGAGAGACGUACACCCUUUCCGGAACAACAAAACUGCUUUACAAAUAAAAAGCUGGUAAUAUUUUUCAGGAAAAAUGUUUUCAAAAAAGGAAAAACAUUCCACAAAAAAACAUUUGAAAUUAGCUGUAUUAUGAGCUUAUAUUUUAUCUUCUGACAACUCCACAUUAAUGUGCCACAUUUUUAUCUUUUAGAUGAGUGUAUUGUCUUUUUUUUAAAUCCUGGUGCUGUUCAGUUUAGAUGUAGCUCCAGAAUUUGUCCUUUAAUUUUUCUUUUGUUUUUUUAAGUUGAGAGUAUGCUGUAUGAGGUGAAAUACGCAAAGCUUGUUUAGUUUAUCUGGAGCGUUCAUGACCAGUGAAGGCAAGUUUUCUUUCUUUUUUCUUCUUCUUUUUUUUUUAAACUUUUGUAAGUGUGAAAGUUGGUAAUUAUUGUUCCAAUUACGUGAAAGGUAAUGGACUGGUGACAUCGUCUCAGCGCUGAAGCCAUUUCACCAAAGAAAGUGCAAGUUGUGACGAUGAACAUGUAAUCCAUCAUGUAGCAUUGAGAUGUGAGGAGACUGCUAUGUGUCCAUGUCCUGUUAGCAGCGCAGCGGCGGUACUCUGGAAAUGGUCUCAAAAAGGCCCCUUAAUGCUGAUAAUAGGACACUGUAAUAGUUCUAAAUACCUUUCUACAGACACAUCAUUAUGGGGUUUUAUGUCUUAUAAUAAGACUUACUUGAAGUUUAUAUAUGCAGCUGUUUCUUCUCCAGUGUUGGAAACUACUUUGCUAUCAAUCUUAAAGCAUUAAGCUGAUGAUCCAGGCAAUCUUUAGGGGUUUUGAAGAUACCUAUACAUUUCAGUAUUUUUUUUAUUUUUGCCUUUUUCUUUCCUUUGUAAGCUUCAUCCAAGUUGUUCCCUAUUUUCUGACAGGGCUGGAAACUUGUUAACGCACACACUUUGGCCACACUCUAAUAUCCUCACAGGUACAAUUAAGAGUUUGAUUGGUCACGACUAUUUCUAACAUCUGUCCGGUGGCAGUUUUUGUUCUGGUCUGCCUUCUUGUUUGCAGGGAAAAAAAGGGGGUGAAUUAAAUCUUGCAGCCUCUGUUUUUUUGUAUCGUUUGUCAAAAGAAAAAAAAAAGUGUUAAAAUACAGUCAUUCAAAUGGACAGUAUCACAAGCCUCCCCACAGUUUGAAUGUAGCCCACAGGCCAGGCGUCUAAAAAUCCAACAACAUGAAUCACAUGUUAUAAACGGCUCCUCUUCAUCGACAUGAGCUUAGUCUGUUUAUACCGAUGCAGUCCGCAAGCGUUUUAGUCAACUGAUGCCUAAUUUUAACACUGAACAGCCCCAGGCCUAUUGUGCUCAGGGGAAGAAAUUUAAAGUAUAAAAGUCCUUUAAGUACAAAACAUUUGAUUUAAAAUAAGCACUUUACUGUACCAUGUGAAUGAUUGCAGUUCACUCAAGGCAACAUUUGACAGUUGCAACAGAUUUUUGUAUUGUUUUUCUAAAAAAAAAAAAUGCAAUAAAAUGCUUUGAACUACA
Messenger RNA from Poecilia reticulata (guppy), 4487 nucleotides. RefSeq names its product MAPK interacting serine/threonine kinase 2b (gene mknk2b). Gene Ontology annotation, molecular function: ATP binding; protein kinase activity. NCBI's taxonomy places the organism in Eukaryota, Metazoa, Chordata, Actinopteri, Cyprinodontiformes, Poeciliidae. Gene Ontology annotation, biological process: protein phosphorylation. The record is from RefSeq and is a predicted model, not a curated record.